Amphibalanus amphitrite is the source of this 2774-nucleotide messenger RNA. Its product is annotated as X-ray repair cross-complementing protein 6-like. The coding region runs from base 539 to 2209 and encodes 556 amino acids. The record is from RefSeq and is a predicted model, not a curated record. Gene Ontology annotation, molecular function: telomeric repeat DNA binding; damaged DNA binding; double-stranded DNA binding. The transcript is spliced from 12 exons. NCBI's taxonomy places the organism in Eukaryota, Metazoa, Arthropoda, Thecostraca, Balanomorpha, Balanidae. Gene Ontology annotation, cellular component: nucleus; Ku70:Ku80 complex. Gene Ontology annotation, biological process: cellular response to gamma radiation; cellular response to X-ray; telomere maintenance.
UUUGGCUUGUUGACACUCGUUUUAGAACCGACUUGUGUCAGAAGAGGGUGAUAGUCAUCAUAAGGUGUGUCAUAGAGGGUGGGUGGCAAAUAUUUUCCAAUUUUUCUCUCCUUCAUCAUUACAUUUAGUUUCAAUUUAAUAACUGUUUCAGCCUUUUUUGCUUGUUACCACCAUAAUUUUUAGGGUUAACCACUUCAACUUGUCUGGAAAGCAUAAGGGGAGCAUUCCAAUUCUGGUCAAAGGGUUAGUUCCUUGCCUCUAGAUUCAGCCAUCUGGGUUUGAAUUCCCGGCAAUGCACGUGGCAUUGCUGCUGCCUGACCACUUGGAACAGCGUGAGAGCUCCGGUUAGCACCUUGGUCCACCAGAAAUGGUGCUUAACCCAAAUCAAUAAUUCAAAGGCAUAGCUUCAAAAUGGAUAACUACAACCAAGAUGAUGAUGACCUCAAUGAAGAAGGAGAUGUGCAAGAUAACACAUUUUCUGGCAGGGAUGGUGCUAUAUUUCUGGUGGAAAUGACCGAAGAAAUGUUUGAAAAGCCAGAUGAUGACUCUGAAUCCCAUCUACAGCUGGCCUUGCUGCUCAUCUGCUUUCUCUGCACUGCAGUGCGCUCGGUCGAUGAAUGUCAACAAGAUCGUUAGCUCCAGCUCUGACUGUGUGGCUGUGGUGCUGUUCGGCACGGUCCGCGGCCGCGGCGGAUCGGACGGGGGAAGUGUGCACGUGCUACAGGACCUCGGUCUGCCCGGCGACCAGCGUAUCAUGGAGCUGGACAGACUCACCAAUGGUGACGGUGAGCUGGAGAAGUUGCGUGAGGAGGUGGGCAUCAGCACCACGUUCUCACUGGUCAACGCGCUGUUCCAGUGCCGCGCCAUGUUCGCCGCCACGCACAAGAAGUCGAAGCUGUACUCGAAGCGUAUUUUGCUGUUCACGUGCCGUGAUCGUCCGCCAGCGGCCGGCUCCGAUGCGCUGAAGCGGCACGUCUUUCAGAGCGUGCAGGAUGUGCGCUCCAGCGGGGCCACCAUAGACCUGUUUCCGCUGGGAGAAGGGUUCAGCAUGGAUGCCUUUUACUCGGAGGUGCUGUUUGACGAGAACUCAGACGAACCGCCGCCGACGGCAGUCGUCUCCAGCAAACUGGACGAGCUCCUCACCAGGGUGCGCCAAAAGUCGCACAAGAAACGCGCCAUCGGCAAGAUACCCUUCAUCCUGGGAGAGGGCGUCAAACUGGCGGUCGGCGUCUACAACCUCGUGAGGUCGACUCCGAAGCCGAGCUCGGUGCGUGUGGAACAGACCACCAACGCGCCGCUGACGGGCUGUGCAGCAGAGGUGAACGAGAGCACGAGUAAGCCGCUGCUGCGGUCAGAGAUCGACUACACGCUCACCUACGGCGGCCAGAAGAUCGCCUUCAACAGCGACGAGGUACGAGAGAUGCGUACCAUUUGCGAGCCGGGUCUGGUACUGCUUGGGUUCCGGCCGGCAACCACUCUGGACGGUCUCCAGCACGUGCAGCCGGCCAGCUUCGUCUACCCGGAGGAGGCGCGCGUCAAAGGCAGCCGUCAGCUGUUCACGGCCCUGCUGCGCCGCUGUGAGGAGCGCCGUCUGGUGGCCAUAUGUCGGCUGGUGAGCCGUCGGAACGACACGCCCCACCUGGUGGCGCUGCAGCCGCAGAUGGAGCGGACCGAGGGCGGCGUGCAGAUCGCGCCGCCCGGCUUCCACGUCAUCUUCCUGCCGUUCGCGGACGAUAUUCGCCAGCUGUCGCUGCCGGAACCCACUCGGGCUACCGACGAGCAGAUCGAGGCGGCGCGCGCUAUCGUCAUGAAACUGCGCUUCAAGUACUCGCCGGACAAGAUUGAAAACCCCAGCCUGCAGAAACACUGGAUCAACAUCGAGGCCAUCGCACUGAACCGACAACAGCCGGACGAAUUUGUCGACUACACGGCUCCGGACGUUGAGCGCAUUGAGAAGAAGGCUGGUUCGUUGAUAGCCAACUUCAAGGAGCUGGUGUCACUGGACGGCGACCCGGACCCGUCUCCUGCGGCCAAGCGGGCGCGCCGCGACCCAGUCGACGUGGACAUGAAGGCGCUGGCUGAGGCGAGGAAGGUCAACACGGCAAAGGUGGACGAACUGAAGGCGUUCCUCAAAUCGGUCGGCCAGUCGGUCGGCACCAAGAAGAAGGCUGAACUGGUAGAGGCCGUGUACAACCACUUCGAGAGCUAGGCGGCCGGCCGGGUCUGAUUUUUAGGACGGCCGAACAGACAGACAGACUCUGCGCCUCUGCGUGAGGGCGAAUCAGCGGCUUUGUCGGACAAAUACGGCUCUGAUUAGGCGUCGUGUUCUGCAGUGUGCUGUUCACCACCAUUCGCUUGCGUGCUGCUCAGGCUUGGAUGCGAUGUCACUUUUGCAGCACAUCAGCGUAUCGUGAUCUAGCUCGCAGUUUGUCGCGUAUUUUGUUCUUGUUAUAAGUACCUUUAAAAUGUGUUAAUGGUUAGUUUUGUUUAUCCCCGAUGCAGACUGGAAGACGAAACGAGCCCGAGGUGGCUGUUAGUGCCCUUUGUCUUCUGUGAAGCCCCUGUUCUUUGCAUGCUGUAUGUAGUGAGUUAUCGUUCGAUAAUGCACUCAGCUCAAGAAUCUCACCACAUGACGCGAGAACACAGAUGGCCUGCUCGCUUUUAGCUCCACACGCCCGAUCUCGUUGCACGGCGAGUAAUUUGUGAUUACAAAAAGUGUGCCUUUGUGUAUUUGCUAGUCUUGUCGGAUACAGGAAUACAGCCCGACUCCAUUC